GCCGUGGAUCAACUUCUUGCCUGCUGCCACCAUCAUCUCCGCACCAUUGCUGCUGCUUGCACCCUGUGUGUGUCAUUGCCCUCCAUCCCCUGUGUAGCGCUUUGCCACUUGCUUGCCACGUUGCCGGUUGAGGGCGAGGUAGUGCUGCAACACGAGACGAAGAGAGCUGACGACCCGCUCCAGUCUGAUGAGCAACAACAGACAAGGGGAGCAACCGCAGGCUGUGGGCUCCCAAUCUGCACAAACGCCGCUGUCCAUGAACGGCCACUCCAACACGGCUGAGAAGGGGCCAAUGCGCUCGCUCAGCGAUGAACCCCCAGCCGCCCUCAUCACAGACUCGCCGUCCAAGGCCAAGGAUGGGUUGGAGCGCUUCGCGCAAGCCAAGGCCGACAUUCGCUCCGCGUUUGACAACAUCAAGAACGUGCUUGCUCAAAUGCAACGCGGUCUGCAAGAGUGGAUUGUGCCCGAGAACCAGCACGACGCAGACUCGCUCAAGACGCAGGUGGCGGGGGCGCUGCAGAAAGCGCAAGACCUGGACCAGGCCGUCGCACGCGACGCGAUGAAGGUUGUCUUUGUCGGUCUCACCAGCGCUGGCAAGAGCACCUCCAUCAACGCCGUUCUGCGCUCCAGGGUGCUUCCAUCUGGGUUUGGACAGACGACAAACCGCUUCAUCAACCUGCACCCCACGCGCGAGGCGACAGCGCGGCUGGUUGACGCAUCAACAGGGAAGCAGUACGAACUGCCCGAGCUGCAGGAGCUGGCAAACGCGCUCUCGGAUAUGCACGAGGGCGACGACGACGAAGACGACGCAGACAUCAGCGAUCCGCUUGACCUGUACUGGCCGACGUCCGCGUGCGAAGUGCUGCGCAACGACCUUGUCAUCCUCGACUCACCCGGCCUCCGCUUCAACAAGAAGUUUGAUGACUGGAUCGAUCACACCGCCUCGGAUGCAGAUGUGUUUGUGCUGGUCGUGAACGGCGAGAUGGCACUGGGCCGCGAAGCAACAGAGUUUUUUGAGCAAGUCAGGCGCAAGUUUUCGAAGCCAAACGUUUUUGUGCUGUUCAACCGCUGGGAACUGGCACCCAAAGGCCAGCGGUGCGAUCGGAGCCGCAAGCAGCUGCUGGGGCUGGCCAAGCGCCUUCUCGUCGACACGCUCGACCUCAUCCCACAAUCAGAGGUCAGCCAGCACGCUCUGGCGUUUUCUGUGUUUGAGGAAGAGUUUGCCCUGGCCACAUCGCGCCACGCCAUUGACACGCGCUUCCACAGCAAAGUCGUCGAGGGACUCGAGGUUGUGCGGGAGUGUGAGGGCGUGAUGCGUACGGUCGUUGAAGCGCUUGAUGGCCAUCUCGAGCGGCGAAACGCCAAACUCAAAUCCGCAGUCGACAAACUCAACAAAAUCCAGGCAAAGCUCCCCGACAUUGUGGAGCGCGCAGCAAGCAUCGCCCACACUGUUCCGGACAAGGUUCAGCGAUACAUGCACACGAAGAUGACAGAGAUAUUGUCACAGCGUCUCCAAAGCAUUGUGGACGACUUCAUGUCACUGUCGGACUUUGAGGACGAGGAGAGCAUCGAGUUGGAGAAGCAGGAGCUCAGCACACACGUCGAAUCACAACUGCAGGUUGAGUUGAAUGACUCGUGUGCCCCCCAUGUCCAGCAACUCUACUCAAAGGCGUUUACGGACAUCACUGCGCUUUUCAAGGAGCUGUUGCCGGAAAACUCCUCGCCCGAGCGCUACGUGCAGAUGGCUUUCCGAAGCAACAUGACUCUCGACUGCACACACUUGCCAGAAAACUUUCACGAGGACCUUGCGUUUCACUUCAGCUGGGGAUGGCAGUCCCUCGGUGCAUUUGUGCCUGAUGCCGUGCGACUGACACUGGAAACGUUCACCUCUGAUCUCUUCAGCCGCUUCUCUCUCAGCUACAAGCGCGCCUUCCGCUCACAAGCCAACAGAGCUGAAGCGCGUGUUGAGGACGACGCGCAGGCGCUGGAUUCUGCUCCCAGCCAGCCAAGGAGACUCACAGGCAGGCUGUCACGCUUUGCAUUUGACGUGGCAUACAUUUGCUGGGACAUCACAACGCACACGCCGUACGGUCUGAUGGUUGCUGCAAGCCUCCCAUACGCAUACCGCCUCGUCCGCAGGCCGAUGAUCCGGAAUCUGAUUGGUGGCUGCAUCUUCGUGUACACGGCGACGUAUGCAUAUGAGUACAUGAGCUUCACAACGGCGGCAAAGGAGCGACUGUUCAGACAACAGUUUGCGGCCCAUGCGCAAGAGAAACUCAAGGUGACUGCGUCGUCCCGCGCGCGCGACGCAAAGGACAGCAUCCAGCUCGACCUGAGCGAAACACAGCAGAAGCUCGCAGACGCUGUUGAACAACACAAGGCGCAGUUGCAGACCACCAUCGCUGAUUUGCGCAACACAGUGGAGCGCACAAAGAAUGCACUGUGCGCGGCACAGGAUCUCAAGUCCAGUGUGUCGCAACAACACCUCAAACUUGUGUCCCUCAAGGACAAAUACUUCCAGGAAUGAGUAUCAUCUUUCUUGCUUCGUCGUGCCAGCGUGCAUUGUGGUGCGCUCUGUUGUUUGUGUGGUAGUUGAAAGGUGCGCUGUGUGUGGAAGCGGAGUUGUCACAUGCUGUCAUCGUGUCGCCCGUUCAUUCAAAGUGAAACCAAACACAUUCAUCAGCAAC
This is a messenger RNA of Salpingoeca rosetta, 2687 nucleotides long. RefSeq lists its product as uncharacterized. Gene Ontology annotation, biological process: mitochondrion localization; mitochondrial fusion. The coding region runs from base 188 to 2527 and encodes 779 amino acids. The transcript has 22 exons. Lineage: Eukaryota; Choanoflagellata; Craspedida; Salpingoecidae. The record is from RefSeq and is a predicted model, not a curated record. Gene Ontology annotation, molecular function: GTP binding; GTPase activity. Gene Ontology annotation, cellular component: mitochondrial outer membrane.